ACGUGAUCGUACUUUAAAAUGGUGGUACUACAGCUUUUCUGCAUCUUGUUGAUCCUUCGCCAAGGACUAGCUGACGUGAUGACCACGACCACCGAAUCAUCCACUAGGAUUAAUGGUGGGCAGCGCGUGAACGAGACGGUGCCCUUCCAGGUGUCCUUGCAAUUGCAGCGACGUGGUCGCUGGCAGCACUUCUGUGGAGGAUCCAUUGUGAGCGGCCAGCACGUCCUUACGGCGGCCCACUGCAUGGAGAAGAUGAAGGUCGAGGACGUUAGCGUGGUCGUGGGGACGCUCAACUGGAAGGCCGGUGGACUACGUCACCGGGUGGUGACCAAGCACGUCCAUCCGCAGUACUCGAUGAAUCCCCGCAUUAUCAAUGACAUCGCCCUGGUCAAGGUUACUCCGCCGUUCCGCCUGGAGCGAUCCGAUAUCAGUACCAUUCUUAUCGGUGGCUCGGAUCGCAUUGGCGAAAAGGUUCCGGUACGCCUCACCGGCUGGGGAUCCACCACUCCAUCCACUUCCUCGGCGAGUCUGCCGGAUCAGUUGCAGGCCCUGAACUAUCGCACCAUUUCGAACGAGGAUUGCAACCAGAAGGGAUUUCGGGUGACUAGGAACGAGAUCUGCGCCCUGGCUGUCCAGGGUCAAGGGGCAUGUGUGGGCGACUCUGGUGGACCACUGAUUAGGCCCGGUAAGCAGCCGCACCUGGUGGGAAUUGUCUCCUACGGAUCAUCCACCUGUGCCCAGGGCAGACCAGACGUCUACACGCGGGUGUCCAGUUUUCUGCCCUACAUCAGCCAGGUGAUCAACCAAGACUUGGCCCAAUAAAUACCGACCCGUAGCGCAUAAAUAAACCGA
Drosophila sechellia is the source of this 852-nucleotide messenger RNA. RefSeq names its product chymotrypsin-1. Gene Ontology annotation, biological process: proteolysis. The coding region runs from base 19 to 822 and encodes 267 amino acids. Gene Ontology annotation, molecular function: serine-type endopeptidase activity. NCBI's taxonomy places the organism in Eukaryota, Metazoa, Arthropoda, Insecta, Diptera, Drosophilidae. The record is from RefSeq and is a predicted model, not a curated record. The transcript is spliced from 2 exons.